AUGUCGAGAGCUCGUGAUAUCCUUCGCCAAGUAUAUUUCGAAAAGAUUGCGAUUCAAAUGACUCGCAAAGCACCAGAGAGAAUUCGUCGUAAACGCCAUGUUCCCAAGAUUCCGGAAAAUGAUGCAUACGUUGCUGCCUGCAGACAUGUCGCAAAUUUCCUUUACAACCACGGUAUGGAAAUGGCAUUAUUUACUGCAAGCGUUGAGAGUGGUGGUGCUAUUCCAAAGAAGAGUUUGCCUGUCCCAGUUGGAAACAUUCUCGGUUUAAGCGAUCAAAAACACUUAUACAUGCAAGUUUUACGUUCUGUUAGACCACCAAAAUCCAAUGUAAUAUCAAGAGAUAUCAAGAAACCUCAUCAUCGUCAUCAUCACCAUCAACAUCAUAGCAAGAAGAGUAACUUAACUCCAACAGAAGCUUACAUGGUAUCCGCAGAAGAUAUUAUUCGCCGUGGUCCAAAUGAAAUUCGUCAGCUUGGAAUUGAUCCGCUCGAUCCAACUGCUGCACAACAAUUAUACGAUGAUUUCAAGAUGUUCUUAAACUACAAACGAAACAAGAAGGAAGAAGCUGCAGCACCUCCUCCUCCACCUCAGCCGGUUUAUCAGCCAGCUGAACCGUUACCAGUUCCACCUUCCCCACCGUCAGUUCAUUCAUCACGAAAGUCAUCAACUGUUAAAUCAGUAUCAUCUCGAAAGGCAUCUACUGCAAAAUCCGUUAGUACAGCUAAAUCUUCUUACAUUGUUGAAGAAGAGGAGGAAGAGGUUGUUGAGAAGCCUCAGUCGUCAACUGUCAAAGAAUCUGAAGCUGAAGAAGAAGUCGAGGAAGAAGAUGAAGAAGAAGAUAUGGAAGAGGAAGACGAAGAAGAGGAUGAAGAAGAAGACAUAGAAGAGGAAGAAGCUGGUGAAGAAUAA
Molecule: messenger RNA, 909 nt
Organism: Trichomonas vaginalis G3
Lineage: Eukaryota; Parabasalia; Trichomonadida; Trichomonadidae
Exons: 1
Coding region: 1-909 (302 amino acids)
Source: RefSeq, a predicted model, not a curated record